Knipowitschia caucasica is the source of this 1716-nucleotide messenger RNA. NCBI's taxonomy places the organism in Eukaryota, Metazoa, Chordata, Actinopteri, Gobiiformes, Gobiidae. The record is from the annotation of a GenBank genome assembly.
AUGCCGCGAUCACAGACGUCAUCAGUUCCUCAGGCAGAGCUGGAGACAUGGCUGGUGCAGCAGGACCCCUCCCCCCUCCCUGUGAGGUUACUCCACACCGACCCCAACAGGCUGAUCCUGCCAGAGGAGCCCAGGGGCCAGACCUGGGAGGAGCAGGACAUCCACACACAGGUGUACCGAGAGCAUGUGGACUCGGACCAGGACAUGUCCCCAGCAGAGACCGAGGACUGGGGACAAGAGGAGCCCGAGGACCAGGCACCAGCUCCAGACCAGCAGAGCUCCGAGGGCUCGGCUCUGGAAGAAUGUCUCCAUCUGCUGCAGUCCUUCCCCUUCACCCAGGACCAGGAGCUGGUGUGUUCCUCUGGGAGUACACUGCUGCCCCACAGCGCCCCCACAGACAUGGAGGAGCAAUGGCAGGACCUCCUGGACCUCAUGGAGCCUCAGGCGGAUGUGGCGAUGGAGCCUCCAGGAGAACCACAGCGCCCCCUACUGGACCAGUUCUGUGAGCACGGUGCAGAGCUGCUCCCUCUGGUGCCCAGUGACCAGCUGGAGGCCCCCCCCAGUCCCCACACCCAGGGGCCCCCUCUGCUGCUGGGGGACCUGAGUGGGGGUCUGGACCAGCUCCUGGGAGACGAGGACAUGCUGGAGCACAUGGAUCUGCUGGGCCUACUGGAGGAGGAGGGGGAGGGGGGCUUUGGGGAAGAGCUGAGGAGCAGGCUGGAGGAGGGGGGUUAUCUGCAGCCAGAGCUCAGUCUCAGCCUCUGCGGCACCAGCACUGCUCCAGACGAGGAGGAGCUGGACUCGGACUCGGGUUUGUCUCUGGACUCCGGCCGCACUCCUCCUUCUCCCGGCGACUCAGACUCCUCCUGCUACUCCUCCUCCUCUUCAUCCUCCAACGACAGAGCGGCCUCCACAGAACUGAACAUCAAAGAGGAGCCGCUGGACGAGGAGCUGGGAGCUGUGGGCGGAUACCAGGACCAGGACCAGUACUCGGACCAGGACCAGUACCAGGACCAGGAAUCCAAACUCUUCUCCCUCCUCAGCCACGACCACACCUACCACAACCAACCGCCCACGCUCUCACCCAAGAUGUUGCCCCCCAGACCUGACCGUGCCUCCCCCAGACCUGACCGCACCUCCCCCAGACACGACCGCGCCUCCCCCAAACACAACCGCGCCUCCCCCAAACACGACCGCGCCCCCCCCAGCCCCCACAGCCCGUACCAGACGCCUUCACGGAUCCGCGACCGAGAUGAGCGACGUGCCAAGGCCCUGAAGAUCCCAUUCUCCAACGACCUCAUCGUCCAUCUCCCGGUGGAGGAGUUCAACGACCUCCUCGCGGGGUACGAUCUCAGCGAGGACCAGCUGAACCUGGUGAGAGAAGUACGCCGCCGCGGCAAGAACAAGAUCGCGGCCCAGAACUGCCGCCAGCGUAAGGUGCGCACGCUGCAGGGGCUGGAGCGAGACGUGAGCGCGCUGAGGAAGAGGAGGUGGAGGCUCCUGAGGGAGAAGCAGGAGGCGCUGAGGGAGAUGCAGGAGGUGAAGCAGCGUCUGAGCGGCCUGUACCAGGACGUGUUCUCCAGGCUCAGAGACGGAGAGGGCCGCGCGCUGGACGUUCAGGAGUUUGUGCUCAGCUUUGAGGCGGACGGCAGCGUGAAGGUGGUGUCGAGGAGGCCGAGCGGGAGGAGAACACGCAAACACACGGACAAGGAGUGA